UUUUGCGCACAUCACGAAACAUCCGACAAGCAGUUGUACCCAACAUUUUGCAGAACUAGACCUCCGGACACGCAAAUAUCAAAAUCAGUUGCUUCUUUGCUUCUGACAUUUGGCUGGAUGAAAGUAGCUUUCCUGUACUCCACUACCCAGGACAGGAGCUUCCGAGAGGUAUCCAAGACUAUCAUUAAAACCCUGGAAGAAGUGGGCAUAGAAGUGCGCUACUUGGGUACAUGGCCCGAAACAUACCAUUAUGGCUAUGGUGAAAAUCCUUUUGAUAAAUUAGUCGAAAAUUCUUACAUGGAUGCAAGAAUUUAUGUUGUCCUCGGAUACUAUUUUGAACAUCUUGGUUUGAUGGUAAGCAUGCAAAAAAGGGGUUUACUGGACAAAGGUGACUAUUACGUUGUUGGAGUAGACAUAGAACAAUAUGAAAGUCAAAAUCCAAAGCGAUAUUUGAAAGGACUCCUACGGGAUCAGAUUGAAGACAUCGCCAAGAAAGCUUUCCAGUCUUACCUAGGUGUGGUGGGAUCGCCACCGGUUGGAUUUGAAGAUUUCACCAUUAAAGUGAAUAGAUAUAUGCAGCUACCACCAUUCAAUUUCCCAAAUCCUGUUAGCCGCCUGGGAGGCAUGAAAAGGGUACCUGCAGAAGGAGCUUAUCUCUAUGAUGCCGUUUACGUGUAUGCCCGAGCCCUAAAUGAAUGCUUGUUGCAUGGUGAAGAUCCUUUUGAUGGUCGACAGAUGAUGAAAUAUAUUACUGGAAGAACAUAUUUUA
This is a messenger RNA of Stegodyphus dumicola, 769 nucleotides long. RefSeq names its product guanylate cyclase 32E-like. Gene Ontology annotation, molecular function: ATP binding; peptide receptor activity; protein kinase activity. The record is from RefSeq and is a predicted model, not a curated record. Gene Ontology annotation, biological process: protein phosphorylation; cGMP biosynthetic process; intracellular signal transduction. NCBI's taxonomy places the organism in Eukaryota, Metazoa, Arthropoda, Arachnida, Araneae, Eresidae. Gene Ontology annotation, cellular component: plasma membrane.